UUGAAAGGAGGUGAGAGCAGAACAUAAUGGCUCAGAGACCAAAGCCUGGAGACCAGAUUGAGAUUUCUCGACUUGGUUACCAACAUUGGGCUAUCUACGUAGGGGAUGGAUAUGUAGUCCACCUGACUUCUGCAGAUGGGGGUAUAGGAAAUUCUCUCCCUAUUCCCUUGUCUGCCAACACAAAAAAAGCACUGGUGAAGAAAGAAAAGCUUUCAGAAGUGGCGGGAAAAGACAACUGGAAGGUCAACAACGAGAAGGACAGAGAAUAUAAAGUCAGGCCUAUAAACGAAAUAAUUAGCAUGGCAAACAAAUAUGUUGGGAUGGAGAUAGACUACAAUGUGAUCAAGAUGAACUGCGAACAUUUUGCCGCCAAACUACGAUAUGGCCAACGUGUCAGUAGACAGGUGUGUAGAAUUCAUUCAUGUUUUUGUAAUGGCAAUCUGUGCUGUGAUAUUGAAAUUCUUUCUAAACUCCUGAUCCUGGAAAAAUGAGGUGAGAUUAAGAAGCAGUUAAUUUACUUUAUUUUUAUGUGGAUUUAAUUUCUAACCCCCAUUUACAAAGAUGUGAAGCAGAACUGAAC
Messenger RNA from Lacerta agilis (Sand lizard), 580 nucleotides. Its product is annotated as phospholipase A and acyltransferase 2-like. The transcript is spliced from 3 exons. Lineage: Eukaryota; Metazoa; Chordata; Lepidosauria; Squamata; Lacertidae. Gene Ontology annotation, biological process: N-acylphosphatidylethanolamine metabolic process. The record is from RefSeq and is a predicted model, not a curated record. Gene Ontology annotation, cellular component: cytoplasm. The coding region runs from base 27 to 491 and encodes 154 amino acids. Gene Ontology annotation, molecular function: glycerophospholipid phospholipase A1 activity; A2-type glycerophospholipase activity.